Molecule: messenger RNA, 2444 nt
Organism: Anoplopoma fimbria (sablefish)
Lineage: Eukaryota; Metazoa; Chordata; Actinopteri; Perciformes; Anoplopomatidae
Gene: afg2b
Product: spermatogenesis associated 5-like 1
Exons: 11
Coding region: 116-2359 (747 amino acids)
Molecular function (GO): ATP hydrolysis activity; ATP binding
Source: RefSeq, a predicted model, not a curated record
UUUCAAGCCACAUGUUUUUUGUAAACACUGAUCGGUCUGUUGUAUCAUCACCAAUAACACUGAUAUCAUUCAGACUCCAUUCACUGCUGUCACCCACCAUCUGGUGGACACAGUCAUGUCUCUGAGGCUGCUGUCAGUGGAGCCAUGGGACCGGGGCUCUCAGAGGUGCAGGCUGGGUCCAGGCUUGAUGUCAGCCCUGGGUGUGAGUCUGGGCUCCCCGCUGCUGGUGUCUGUUCCUGGGGGAAGCUGCCUGUGCACCGCCUGGCCCCGGCCUGACCUGGCAGAAGGCUUCCUGCAGAUGGACCUGAGAUGUUCCUCUCCAGGUCUAAUCUCUCACCCACCCACCCAUCUCACCCUUGACCCCAACCAGCUCACCCCUGUGCCCUGCCCCAAACUGAAGGGUGUCAGGAUCACUGUGGUGGUCCAGGGUGCUGGUUUUAAGAAACACACACCCCCUCGCCUUGUUCACGAGCUUGUGAAGGACAUGCUGAAAGGUGUGCAUGUCCACGAGAAGCACGUGGUGAACCUGGAGGAUUUUGAUACAGAGAUUAGAUAUGUUGUUAUUGAAAGCAUCAAUCAGGAUUCUGCCAGUGCUGGAUUCAUCACCGCAAAAACUGGUGUGGAGAUAGUUGGCAUCCAGACGCUCCGGCAUUACAGGAGUCAGCUGCAGGACCAGCAAAUAGUCCCACUGGGGGGACUGGAGGAGGUAUGUGCCUCCCUGAGAGAGAUGCUGCAGCUGCCCCUGCUCUAUCCAAGCACCCUGAGCUCUCUUGGUGUGUCGUGUCCCAGAGGGGUGCUCCUGGUGGGGCCUCCAGGUGUGGGCAAGACCCUGCUGGUCCGCAAAGUGGUGGGGGAGGUGGGAGCCAGUCUGGUGGUGGUCAGAGGGCCAGAGGUGGUGGGAUCACGGCCGGGUGAGAGUGAGGAGAAGUUGCGCGCCGUGUUUGAGCGUGCUCGCUCUGCAGCUGAAGAGGGUCCCUGUGUGCUGUUCCUGGACGAGUUGGACUCUCUGUGUCCGAGGAGAAGCGGCUCGUCGGCGCCGGAGAACCGCCUGGUUGCUCAGCUCCUCACACUGAUGGACGGGAUGAAACAGUCCGAUCGCUUCCUCAUCGUGGGGGCCACCAACAGACCGGACAGCUUAGACGCGGCACUGCGCAGGCCUGGAAGAUUUGACAGAGAGGUUAUCAUUGGAGCGCCCACUUUGCAGCAGAGAAAAGCCAUCUUGUCUGUUCUGUGUGCGAGGAUGCCUGUGUGUCCCAGUGUGGACAUGGCAGAGCUCGCACAGAGAACCACAGGCUACGUAGGGGCGGACCUCAGCGCCCUCUGCAGAGAGGCCGCCAUGCACGCCAUACGAGGAAGCUCAAAGGGUUCAGGAGAACAGGUGGUGGGUAUGAAGCACUUCCAUGAGGCUCUGAAGGCGGUGAGUCCCUCCUGUCUGAGGAGCAGCCUGGGCAGGACGGAGCUGUCUCCGACGACAUGGGAGCAGAUAGGAGGCCUGGAGGAGGUCAAACUCAAACUCAGACAGAGUAUAGAGUGGCCGAUGAUGUACCCCGAGGCGUUUGUCCGUCUGGGUCUGUGCCGGCCGCGUGGCGUGCUGCUCUACGGACCUCCAGGAUGUGCAAAGACGACGCUUGUCAAGGCUGCAGCCAACUCAUCUCACUGUGCCUUCCUGUCCGUCAGCGGCGCCGACCUCUACUCUCCCUAUGUCGGAGACUCUGAGAAAGCUUUAGCACAGCUGUUUCGCCAGGCCCGGGCCUGUGCUCCCUGCAUCCUGUUCCUCGAUGAGAUUGACUCUCUGAUUGGCUCGCGGUCAAACGGUCAGACGCCAAACAGCGUACAGACCCGCCUCCUGUCUGUGCUCCUGAAUGAGAUGGACGGGGUCGGACUGAAGACGCUGGAGAGGAGAGGGACGGAGAAGAUCCUCCAGGCGGAGGGAGCGGAGGAGAAUAGAACGCAGGAACAGUUGGACUUCGAGGAAGUAUGCAACAAGGAUGUGAUGGUUGUAGCCGCCACAAACCGACCUGACUGCUUAGACAAUGCCCUCCUCAGACCCGGAAGGCUGGACCACAUCAUCUAUGUGCCACCGCCUGACCAGCAGGCUCGUCUUUGCAUCCUGAAGAUGCGCACAAAGUCGAUGCCCAUGGGUGCUGAUGUGUGUCUGGAGGAGCUGGCUGAAAAGACCGAGCUUUACUCUGGAGCUGACCUGGAAAAUCUCUGUAAAGAGGCUGCUCUGUUGGCGCUACAAGAGGAGAACAUGGAGGCUUCUACCAUCAAGCACACAUACUUCCUUCGGUCUCUCACUAAAAUGAGCCCCUCCCUCACUGCCCAGCAGAUCCAAACAUAUCAAAAACCUCCCAGAUGACAAACAACAUAUGACCAUGUCCACUGCAUUGACAACAUGUAUUACUACAGAGUAGUUGGUUUUAAAUAAAAUAAGUAAAAGUUGA